AUGGAAUUAACUAAAAAUGAGGAAAAAAAGCCAUCACCACUCGUUGAAAUAUUUUUGGACCCAAAUUCUCUGGAUUCCUUAUCAAAUUCUUUAUCCUCAACAACAACCUCAAAAAACUUUUUUUCAACAGGAUUUUCAAAAGUUUUCCACACAAGGACUCGUUUUUUGAUGAUGAUACUUUGUUUGUUGUGUUUAGCCUCUGUUUGGUCAAAUAUUUUGUGUUUUAAUUUUGCAUUAAUUUGUAUUGACCAUGCCGAGGGAAUUGAGAUGGAAGCUGUGGAACAACAACAACAAAUAAAUGGGAGUGAUGGAAGUAUGUCACUAUUGGAGAGUGUAACUGAAAAUGAAAGUUUUGGAACAAAUUCUUCUUUUUCUACUUUGGACAACAAUAGUUCAACACCUAACAAUAACAGCAAAACACCACCAAGACUACACUUUACUGCUAGACAACGAAUAUUUCUUACGUCAACAGUUGCAUUGGCUGCUUUAAUUUCCAACUUUGCUGUUGUCUCUUUGGUAAACCAUUGUGGAAUCAGAACAGUUUUUGCCUGCUUGGGAAUGCUUUCAGCUUUAUCCACUUGUCUUUUGCCAGCUGCUAUUGAACUUGGGUUUUACUAUGUUUUAGCUUGUCGAUUUCUUCAAGGCUCAUUCACUUCAAAAUGGACAUAUUAUAAACAAAACGGUCUUUUCGUUUCUGCUUUAGUUGCCUACGUUCAAUUAGCACCAGCAAUUACUAUGCCAGUAAGCGGUGCUCUUUGUGAAUUACUUGGUUGGCCUUCAGUUUUCUUUGCGCAUGGUGGUGCUUGUUCUAUUCUUUUCUCCCUAUGGGCCUUAUUUUUUAGAAAUAGCCCAAAUAAGCAUCCAUUUGUUGGAGAAGUAGAACUUCGAAAAAUAGCAGUUGGCAAAACAGAAUUAAAUAAAGAACUUCAAAAGAAAAUUCCUAUUCGCGAAAUUUUACGUACAGCUUCUGUUUGGGCUGUUUGGAUUGCGGCAAUUGGAAAUUUUGUUUGUGUUAAUAUGAUGUUCCUUUAUUCUCCAAGUUAUUUAAAUGUAGUUCUUCGCUUUCCUGUGGCACACACUGGAUUUUCAGCUUCAUUGGCACCUUUAGCCCAAUUCUGUAUUAAAUUACUUGCUGGGUUUACUAGUGAUAAAAUUCGAUUCUUGUCUGAAACAAAUAAAUUACGUCUUUACAAUUCAAUUGCAUUUUUUGGUUCUGGUCUUUUCCUUUCAAUGCUAGCUUUCUUCCCUACAGACCAACCAACUUUAUGUCUAGUUUUAUUAGGAAUAUCAGCUGGAUUGCUUGGAUUUACAACUGGGGGAUUUUUUAAAGCUGGGCCUUUGGUAGCAAAACAUUAUGCGCUUGUGGUUAUGGGACAAAUUUCUUUGGCAAUUACAAUAACUCUUCUACUCGUUCCAAUUAUGCAGAAUACUUUGGCACCGCAUAACAAGGCAGAGGAAUGGCGUUACGUUUUUCUAUUAACUGCUGCAGUUCUAACAAUUUCAAAUUUGGCUUUUUGUUUAAUGUGUUCAGCAGAACCAGCACAUUGGACAACUGAUGAAUUUUCGAGAAAUGCAUCUAGAAGUAAAAUUCAUACAAUUGAGGAAUCAAUAGACCAAAAUGGGCAAUCAAAGUGGAAUAAUAAUUAA
Meloidogyne enterolobii is the source of this 1647-nucleotide messenger RNA. The record is from the annotation of a GenBank genome assembly. Lineage: Eukaryota; Metazoa; Nematoda; Chromadorea; Rhabditida; Meloidogynidae.